Messenger RNA from Dromaius novaehollandiae (emu), 1691 nucleotides. It is a transcript of the gene PPCDC, whose product is annotated as phosphopantothenoylcysteine decarboxylase. The transcript has 8 exons. Bases 497 to 1129 code for a protein of 210 amino acids. Gene Ontology annotation, biological process: coenzyme A biosynthetic process. The record is from RefSeq and is a predicted model, not a curated record. Gene Ontology annotation, cellular component: phosphopantothenoylcysteine decarboxylase complex. Lineage: Eukaryota; Metazoa; Chordata; Aves; Casuariiformes; Dromaiidae. Gene Ontology annotation, molecular function: FMN binding; phosphopantothenoylcysteine decarboxylase activity.
ACAUUUCCCAUCGGGCCCUUCUCCUUCCGGCGCGGGUCGCGCGCUCGUUGUGGGGGGCGGCAGUGGCGGCGGCCCCGUCUCGGCGGCGGGCGUGACUGAGCAAGGAUUGGGUCAGACUUGAACGUAGCUGCUGUGCAAAUGUGAUCUGAAUCACCCUGCGAAGGAGCCUAAAUGAAACUCCUGGUCUGAAUCAUCCCAGGGAAUGAGCAAAGGGGUAAAUUCCUCUCCCUUGGGAAUCUGGCCUCCUCCCACCAAAGUCCAGCUUGGUACCUAGAAUAAAGGGAGAAACCGUCCUGGAGAGUAAUUUUGGUGCUGCUAUAAACACAAGGUAGUGAUACAAUAGGCAGUAAGGUGAUAAUGCUUGCCUGAUGGCCCAAAAAGAGUUACUUAUCGAAACGUCUUCCUGCACUUGCUACUUAUCAGAGUGUGGAGGGAGACCGACUCAGCCGAGUUGCCUGUCUUCCCCGCAGUCAGCAGGAAAGAUUUUGAUUGGCCCAUGGAGCCCUUAUCGCUUCCAGAUCCACAAUUUCCUUCAGAAAAUAGCUCAUCCGUGCCACAGAAAAAAUACCAUGUCCUGGUGGGUGUGACUGGAAGCGUGGCUGCCCUGAAACUGCCUCUCCUCGUCUCUCAGUUGCUGGAAAUCCCUGGGCUUGAAGUGAAGGUGGUCACUACUGAGAGAGCAAAGCAUUUCUACAAUGCCCAGGAGAUUCCUGUCACCCUCUACAGUGAUGCGGAUGAAUGGCAGCUGUGGAAGGGCCGUUCGGACCCGGUCCUGCACAUCGACCUCAGACGGUGGGCUGACCUCAUGUUGGUGGCCCCUCUUGAUGCAAACACGCUGGCGAAGCUAGCGAAUGGUAUCUGUGACAACCUGCUGACCUGUGUAAUCCGUGCUUGGGAUCUGAGCAAACCUCUGCUCUUCUGCCCAGCUAUGAACACAGCCAUGUGGGAACAUCCCAUCACAGCUCAGCAGGUGGAGCAGCUGAAGGGCUUUGGCUACACCGAGAUCCCCUGUGUGGUGAAGAAGCUGGUGUGUGGAGAUGAAGGUCGAGGUGCCAUGGCGGAAGUGUGGACCAUUGUGGAGAAUGUGAAAAGGAUCCUUGCAGAACGGGUCUUGCCAGCGCAGAGCUGAUUGCUUGGCAUGUGAAUUGUAUUUGUUUCCCUCCCUGAUGGUUUGAAGAUGAAACCAACAGGAAGCUGAGUUGAGAUGGCAUGCGUCCCUGCAGCACGCUCUUCAACCGGAGCAGUGAGACGGUUGUGUUCCAGCUGGUGCAGAACUGAAAUGUGGCACAUCAUUGCAGACUUUCAGAAACUGAAGCCAAGAGCACGUAUCUUUAGUGUGGGAAAACUUUGUGGUAUCUUACAGAGAGGGAGUAACGUUCCACUGGGCUAGUCAACCCCUAGUAUUUCAUGUGCAAUCCCUUCUUAGGAGGUUGCAGAAGGACUUGCCAGUGUGUUCCAGAUCCAGCAGUUCCCCCAAGGGGAGCUAGAGGAGGUGGUGUGAGAGUGCUGGUGAUGGAAAUAAUACCAGCUCCUUCGAGCCGGUCGGUAUGGGGGUGGUGAAAGAUCACUGGUCUUCAAAGCAUGGUCUGUAGCUGUUCUGGCUUCACCUUUCCAGCAGGAGUCACUAUCCAAAAAGCAUUUUCUCUCUGGGAACUUAAUAAAAGAGAACUUUUAAUUCUGCUGCUGAAGAA